ACACAGGAAAUCGAUGUUUGAUAAUUGCUCAACAAAAAUGAAGCAGUCGCAGAUGUCCCUAUUCUUGUAUAUUUUUUGCAUUACGUUGAAGAUUGUGAUUUGUUCCAUUAAGAACUGUAUCGGAUAUGCUCAGAGUGGAAAAUGUAAAGAAUGCCUCCCUGGGUUCGUAGGAGAACAUUGCUCACACACUUGUAGGUACCCAAGUUAUGGCAAGGGAUGUCAACAUGUCUGCGAAUGUGAUCAAUCAGUCUGUCACGUGGUCUCAGGCUGUUCGAAAGUUUCAGAAUGUCAACCCGGUUAUUUUGGAGUUAACUGCGUCUAUGAAUGCAGAUAUCCAAGUUAUGGUGUCAAUUGCCAGUUAUUUUGUUUAUGUGAAGAACAGUUCUGUGACAGGAAAACCGGAUGCACACAUAUUUCAACAUAUUACAAGAACACGACUGGAGAAACCACUACAGUGGCUCAAAAUAUGACAACCGUUAGGCACACAUCAUUUCAAUCUACUUCUUCUAAGGUUAAAAGAGGCACACAGAGUAUUACAAACUUCAUAUAUUCUACCAGUAAUCCGAAUCAAAGAUUCACCGCACCCACGCCAUUUAUGAAUAUAACAAUCUUCAAAUCUUACAAUUCUUCUUCACAUCCAACUGCCUCCUCGGAUAUUUUCAGUAAUAAACGAUUCCAAAGCAAUUUAACUGAUCAAUUACUUAUUAAUGACCCGGUUUACCAAAUUCUCGCGAUAGGAUUAAUUGUAUUUUUAACGGUAGCGGCUAUUUAUGCAAUAAACAAAUAUCGGAAAAGAAGAGGACUUAUUUCAAAUGAUAUUUUAAGGAAUCAAAAUGUCCCUGUAUAUUACGAACCAAUACAAGCACUUGCAUAUGAUAAAAAUUUAAUUCAAAUCUCUGUCCCUGAGUCAAGCACAAUGUCCGAAAACGAAGAUCAACAAACUGAGGCAAAUCCGUACGAAACCAUUGAAAACGAUGAGGAAGAUUCAUUGAAUUCAGAGUUAGACACACAUCCUCUGCAGAAGGAUCAGACAUCAUCAUUUAGUUUGCCUAGAUGUGUGCAUCCUAGUAGAGAAAUUGAUGGAAACACUGACUCUGAUGGUUAUCAGUGCCCUGUUCCUCCUGAAAGAGGACGUGAAAGAAGACUACAUGAUGAUAACAACGAAUAUUUAACAGUAGUUUAAAUGGUUUCUACGAAAAUAUAUACAGUGCACAGUUUUGUUCUCUUUUAAAACUAUAUUGUGCAUGGUUUAUAAAUUAAAAGAAAACAUUUUAAUUUUUUUAUACAAUUGAUUGAAGUGUCUUAACUUUACAAAGUAA
This is a messenger RNA of Saccostrea cuccullata (small rock oyster), 1319 nucleotides long. RefSeq lists its product as uncharacterized. The coding region runs from base 14 to 1183 and encodes 389 amino acids. NCBI's taxonomy places the organism in Eukaryota, Metazoa, Mollusca, Bivalvia, Ostreida, Ostreidae. The transcript has 5 exons. Gene Ontology annotation, molecular function: scavenger receptor activity. The record is from RefSeq and is a predicted model, not a curated record.